GGAGAAACAUCCGGGAAACCCCCCACCCAAUCCAUCAACCACAAGCACGAACUUGGUCCUCAAUUCCCAACCCUUCUCGCACCCGGCUGCACGGAUAGACAGGACACCCACCCACCUACAAACUCCCUUCGCAGCACCUCGAACGGUUGCAAAGAAUUGUCGAUCACUCAUCCACUCACACCUACACCACCCACCCGCACACCACCACCACCAUGUCUCUCGAGGGAGAAAGCAUCGGCGACACGCUCUCUCGAUGGGGAGGCAACCUCACGCGCAACACAUCUGCCGCAUUCACAGACCUACGGCCGAAGGACUACAUCCGGCUUGUCAUCAUCGUGGGCACAUACUCGCUCAUCCGGCCGUGGCUCGUGAAGCUGGGCCAGAAGCUGCAGACCAAGGCGCACGAGAAUGACGCCGCGGAGACGGGGGAGAUAUCCGCCAACGAGCUCAGAGGCAAGAUUGAGAUCCCCGGCGUGGGUGACAGCGACGAGGACGAGGAGGAGGAAGCCAAGCCUGGGGACUGGGGACGGAAUGCUAGGGUCAGGCAGAGGAAAUUCGUCAGAGAGGCUUUGCAGAAGGAGGAGGAUAGGCUGAGGGAUGAGCAGGCCGACGAGAGCGACAAGGAGAUUGAGCAAUUUUUGGUUGACUAGAAGGGGGAAUCGAUUGGUCGCGUCACACGUCUUCCUUGUUCUACUGCUUGCUGUCUGUCUAGCCACAGGCAAGUGGGUUCGGCGCGCAUUGAGAGAGCGAGAGGGGGGUGGGCAGAAGAGAGAAUACCAUCAACAGCCACCGCGGCAACGCGUGCCGCCCACAUACGGAAUAAUUAUGACGUUCCAGCAUUCCGACGUCUUGCACGAUUGCUAAUGAACUCUUCGUGACAAGCUUCACGAAGCUUUUAGCCGUUUCACAGUACAUGCCCCUGACGUCCUCGCAAUGCAUUCCUCAUGUCCUUGUUCCAGCAUCCCCAGAAUGUGGCAGCGAGACUCUC
Messenger RNA from Aaosphaeria arxii CBS 175.79, 988 nucleotides. Its product is annotated as DUF1531-domain-containing protein. NCBI's taxonomy places the organism in Eukaryota, Fungi, Ascomycota, Dothideomycetes, Pleosporales. Gene Ontology annotation, biological process: protein transport. Bases 213 to 650 code for a protein of 145 amino acids. The record is from RefSeq and is a predicted model, not a curated record. The transcript is spliced from 2 exons.